Messenger RNA from Fusarium sp. VM40, 588 nucleotides. The record is from the annotation of a GenBank genome assembly. NCBI's taxonomy places the organism in Eukaryota, Fungi, Ascomycota, Sordariomycetes, Hypocreales, Nectriaceae.
AUGUCUCUCGUCACAUUCCGCCCCGCGACCCCAACUGACGCACCGCAAUUACUUCCCCUCAUAAUCUCAGCCUACAGAGGGCCAUCCUCCCGCGCCGGCUGGACUACUGAGGCCGACCUGCUCGCCGACGAGCGUAUAUCCAUCGAAUCCCUCAUCGCCAAAAUCACCGACCCAGCAGGUGUCGUUCUCCUGGCUUUUGCCUCCUCACCUUCAUCCACGGGCACAACCACACCGGAAUCGGAAUCAGACAGCGUUCGCGACUCUGGACUUGUUGCAUGCUGUGAGGUCCUUGAAAAGAGCAAUGGUCGUGCGUACUUCGGUCUCUUUGCUGUGUCGCCGAAGCUGCAGGCUGGUGGAAUUGGAAGGCAGGUUUUGCAGUACGCAGAGAACUAUGCCAAGAGAGAAUGGGGAACCAAGAUUAUGACCAUGCAAGUCAUCUGGACACGGGCAGAGUUGAUUGCUUGGUAUAUGCGGAGAGGAUAUGUUCGUACGGGUGAGAAGAGUCCGUUCCCUUAUGCAGAGCUUGUGAAUGGCAAGGCGUUGAGGGAUGAUUUGUACUUUGAACAUUUCGAGAAGGAGUUGGCAUGA